AUGGGUGCGAGUCACUCUGUUGAGCUGAACGCAAAUGCUGCGUGCCCCGGCCAGCCGGGCACUCUUUGCAUUGCCAGUGAGCCGCUGCAUGCUCUGCCAACGCCGGUGACAGCAGAAGAAGCCUACGAGGAGGCCAAAGCUGUUAUGAGGUACCCAGUCGACUCAGUUGCCGAGGGCUUGAUGAAGAAGUUCGAGCUGACUGAGGUCGAUGCCAAGACUUUCGUCGUAAAGGCGAUCUUGGAUGGCCAAAAGUUGGACAAGUUCGGCUACGGCAAGGGCGAUGGCACAGACAGAGUGAGGUUGUGGAAGAAGGUGGUGAUGGAUGAUGCUGCCCUCACCCUGACAGUGCAGGAUUUUGUCCCGGAGGCGGCUCUGGGUGCAUGGGUCGGUGAGGCCUCGGACAAGGUUCCUCUCAACAACUGCAUCGUUCAGUUCGAGAGAAGCCCGCCGCGACUGCUUUUUAUAUUCGAUGACCAGGAAGGCAAGCGACAGGCGGACGAUGCAAUGAAGAACUCCCUGUAUUCAUGGUCGGAUGCCAUCGUCGGUGGUGUCAUCACAUUCAAGACUUCCAAAGUGCAGGUGACCGGAAAUGCGCCCUCCAUCGUAGAUGGAGGAAAGUCGCAGAGCAUGAUUACAUCUCCCAUGGACGAUCUCGUGGGAUACGACAAAUUCUGGGACCAGCACCUCAAAUAUUGCAAAGACUUCGUCAGAAAUAUGCCUGGAGCUCAGUGCGAAGACAUCUCCCCCGACGAGUUCAAGGGCACGGUUGUUCUCGACCCCGCCAACCCGUCCGAGGUUACGAGUCACAAGAUCGUCUCAUCGAAGUCCGACAGCAAGGUCAAUUGGACCGUCGAGUAUCAGGGCAAG
Messenger RNA from Symbiodinium necroappetens, 867 nucleotides. NCBI's taxonomy places the organism in Eukaryota, Dinophyceae, Suessiales, Symbiodiniaceae. The record is from the annotation of a GenBank genome assembly.